GGAACCCACGACCUCCUGUACACCAGGCGAGGUAGUUAACAUCUCCUAGCCACCGCGGCGUCCAAAGGGGCCCUCCCCACAGUGGUCGAGCAGCAGCAGCACUGGAGCCGAGGGACCCGUGAAGACCACCAGCACCAAGCAGACGCAGCACGAGAAGUGUUCACUCAUUGUUCAUCUCUAAACAUAAACAGUGGAGACGGCGGCGGCCAUGACCGUGGGCGUCACCCGUUGCCAGGCGCCGCCGUUGCUAGGGCCGCGCUGAGCUCGACGAGUGUCGUGGCGAGUGUCGUGGGAACUUCGCCGUUUGUGCCAAACGUGGUUUGGUGGCCUCUGCGCUUGCCACAUGGCGAACGUUGGAGCGAUGCGCGCAGAGCAGCGAGGCAAACUCGCGCCCGAGGACGCCCGGUCACUUGGCAAGAGCCCCGUGUACGGAGUGCGGUGGCUGGACGCGUGUCUGCAAGAGACUCUCCUGCCAGGCGCGUCCUGGCACAAGAUCUCAACGGAGGUCUCAUCAGAAGCCCUCGACACGAGGAAAAGGUCACCGGGUCAAGAGCACCACGGUCAGAGGUCACCGAAUGAAGACUCCGUGGCGGCGUUCGUGGACGGCACCCGCGUUGCGGUCGCCGCCGCGGCCAGAAGGGCGAUGGCGCAGGAAGCGGCGCGCCAAGGGGAGCUGGCGCGCCGCUCGGUUGGGCUGCAAGGCUCCAGGAGCGAGCUGCUGGGAGAGUCUAUGUGCGCCGUGCUGGGGGUCGGGCCUGAGUGCCUGGACCGAGUGUGCUCGCGACUCACGGGAAAACUCCUCCCGGCACAGCUCCGUAGAGAAAUAUGGUGCCGGUCUCUUGGGGGUGCGUGCGAGGGGGAGGCGUGGGAGCAGUUCCGGCGGAAAGUGUGGCGCGGCGUGGAUCAGAUGGGGAUGACGCACGCCACGCAAUCUCCCGUCGCGCACCUCAUCCGCAACACGGUGACGGAGAAGCUGCGCGGGAGCGGCUGGCUGCAGCGCACGUACAUCUCGGGCGAUGGGCUGGCAUUCACGCUCGUGUGCGACGUCCUCAACGUGCUGUACACGCACGGCCGCGUGUACGCGCCCCACCUCGUGUACCGCCUCGUGCCGCUGCACCUCGCCUUCGCAUCCGGGCACCCGCACGCAGAGGCCACACUGCAGCUCGCCUUCCACCUCAACGCCCUCCUUCAGAAGCACUUCCCGGAGUGGCGACGCAUCGCGGACAUCGCGCAGAAAGUGGUCGCGCGGCUGCAGGAGGGCGACCCGCACCUGCACGCGCGGCUGCUGAGGCUGACGCGCGACGUGGGGGCGCCACACACGCAGAAGGAAUUCCGGAGCCUCCUGGAGUGGGGCGACGACGAGGAGAAGCAGAAGGAGAACCAUCCGCACACGGGCGACGGGGAGCGCGGAGACUCUGGAGGAGACGCGGUGGAGCGCAGAGACCCGCACGGCCCCCUGCCCAGCAUCCUGCUCGUCUUGCGCAAGUGGAUCGGAGAGGCGUUCGUGAGCGUCCUGUCGGCACCGGCCGUGCUGCUUCUGUGGGACCAGCUGUUCCUGAGCGCGUGGGAUGAGCGUGUGUUUGUGGAUUCGUGCCUCGCGCUGCUGUUGCUGCUCAGGGACCAGAUCAUGGCGUGCGCCGACUGGAGCUCGCUCAUCCAGGUGCUGCUGGAGGAGACGCAGCGUCUCUACACGGUGGACGUGGCGCGGGCGUUGGCGCACCUGCGAGGAGACGGCGCCGCGCUGGCCGUGCCAGUGCUCAACCGCUGGCACGGCGCCCUCUCCCCGUGGGUGGCCCAUGACCCGAGUGUGGCGCCGCCCACCCCGUGCCGGCCCUCUGAGCCGUUCGUCCUCCACAUCGACGCCGUCCGCUACCUGCCCGAUUGCGCCACCAUCAUCAAGGUGACGGGCCGCGUGGUGAAGUCGGGCUUGGAGGGACUGGAGGACAUCAUGGCCGUGCCAGAGUUGGACAGCCUGGCGCGGAGCCCGCACUUCUCGGAGCGCGUCCCGGUCCCCGCGGGGAGCGACGCGCGCGUGCACGACGACGCGCUGCUGCUGCUGCGCGUCUACACGCUGGAGAGGGACUCGCGGCGCGCCGUCGUCAUCGGUAACGUUCUAUUCAGGCUGUUCCGGAGCGACGGAUGUCUCAAGAGCGGCGGGCACCAGCUGAGGCUGUGGGCGGGGAUGCCCGAUCCCGGGGACUCGGCUCCGCUGAACGAGCACUCGCUCGUCCAUCACCCACUAGUGCCGGCGUGCACCAUCCUCAUCCGCUUGCUGCCGCUCACUCUGGAGCCGAGGCCCCGGCCCUCAUACGAGACAGGGUUCUACUUGACGGAGGGGGCCCGCCCCUCCCCCUCGGAGAUCAACAUCAUAGGCUCCUACAGCAGAGACGACGCGGGCUCCCCCCGCACCGUGCGGGACUGGCUCUCCGUGCUGCACCCCGGUGAGCUGCCUACGGACUGGCGCAGCAUCUACCUGGAGCUGCUGGACGCACGGCGGGCGCUGCCCCCGGGAUGCCCGGCGCCGCACCUGAGCCCGCUGAGGGCCGUGCGGUACCGGCAGCGCACCGGCGUUUGCGUCAGCGUCACGGACGCCAGCGUCACAUCACGCGGCUGCCCGUACCAUUACGUACGGGUGUUGGCAAACAUAUUGCCGGGUGCCGAACUGGACACGCGCGCCGAUGAGGUGCGCGACGCCGUCAAGGAGAUCGUGAUCGCGAGCCGUUUGAACCUCGUCAACUGCGGCACUCUGAGCGGGGAGCUGGAAAACUGUAAGAUUCUGAAUCUGCAGCCGGAUCGGGCGAACUCGCUGCUGCUCAGGGUGUUCGGCCGGCACGACGACGACGGUGAAAAUUCGGAAUUUGCCGACGUGAGCGGCGCGGACUCCAAAGGGAGCAGCUCGUCGCCGCAGCUGGGCUGGGGAGUGCUGCCCCUUUUCCACGGGCCAUAUGUGAGGACAGGAAAACAUCACAUUCUGCUGUUUGAAGGGGCUCCAGAUGAGAACGUCGCGGCACUGCUGACCCGGGGUGGGGACGUCGCCUCCGCCCUGCGGGAGGCAGAGGAGAAGCAGUGGACUCGGCGAGCGAAGCUCUGCACUGGCCUCACCAUGGAGCUGUGGGACGGACAUUACCUGGAGUCCGAGAGGGAGUCGCUCAUGAACUGGGCCUCCAAGUAUCAGGCGGAACACGGAGAAGAGCGACCGUAGCCUUCCUGUUUGUCGCCGUACGCGAGGCUCCGCUCGUGAGACGACGGAGACUUGGACGCGUCACACCCUCGGCCGGCCGGCCGGCUCCCCCUCGCCGAAUCCGCGACGGUGACCGUAGGCAUCGACGGCACGCGGACACUGCGGCAGUCUGCUUGGUGUCCGCUACUCGGCCGACUUGAUGAUGCCAGCUCGUGCUCCGGUUAAGAACGCUCAACAGGGCAGACCUCAUGACGGAUGUCAGCGAUGGCUCUCGUUAAAUUGGAUUCCUCCCACCGCCUUUGUCCGCCCAGGGGCAUAAAUGGGAACUACCGCAGUUAGUCGAUCGGUGGGUAUUGGGUGUGGGUACUCCUAACUCAUCUCCCAAGACGUUACUGGGCCAGCAUGGACGAGUGGGCCAAAAUUCACUCGAGAGAUGGGCCCUCUAAAGCUGCCUCAGUGGAGGCCCUUCUGUCAGCAGUGGCGUGAGAAAAUAGUCCCAGGGCCGUGGCUCUACCACUGCAGCCUUCUGCCCGUGGCUGUGUUAAAGAUGCCCAGACUGCUCACGAUUCCUGUGUCAAGAGCGGCUGAUGCACAAUCACUCCAAGCCUUCAUUGGUCGCAUCUAAAACCCAAGCGCAACGUUCACUCCGUGCAUCUGCUGUCUUAAAAUUAAUUCAGUGUAUUACUGUUUUUCACUACCAUUUUAUAUGCUGAUCAUCGGUUCGUGUGAAAGUGCCAGUGGUGGAAAUUCCUCAUUCCGAUGGCGGGGAGCGAGUCUACCCAUAGUAUAGCCGCUGUUGACUUCCCCACAAAGUGGAACUCAUUUAAUCCACCUCGGAGGGAGUAAUUACAGAUUGUCAACCCACUGACCAGGAUUUGAACUUCGGAUUGCGAGCCUCUCGCUCUGCAGGUGAGCCACCCGGCCAGAUUUUUGUUACUUUUUUGUGCUGAGUGGAUUCUUACGUCGCAGGGUCGUGAGAGCCGGCAGGGGCUUGGGGAGGCCUUCAUCCGACAAUGUCUUGGCCAUGGCUGAUGAUCGUGAUGAUGACGAUGAAGCUGAUUUUGUGGAGUUUUAGCAUUGUGUAAUUGUUUUGUACGUAUGUAUGUUGAACUUAUUUCGCCCCGUACGUAGCCAACCGUGCUAAGAGGAGGUUUUGCUUUGACUAAAAUUUAACUUUCUCUUAAAUACAUGUAAAAACCAUGAAAUGUUUGGCAAUACAUUUGUUGAAGUCUCAAGCUUGGAUGAUAAUGCUUUAAGUUAAUGCUACUGCCAGUUUUGGCUGCGAUUGGGAGUCUGGGUUUGGACUCUGGGUUUGGACUCUGGGUUUGAAGUCUGCACUUGGAGUCUGGGAUUGGAGUCUGGGUUUGGAGUCUGGGUUUGAAGUCUGCAUUUGGAGUCUGGGUUUGGAGUCUGGGUUUGGAGUCUGAGUUUGGAGUCUGGGUUUGGAGUCUGGGUUUGGAGUCUAAGUUUGGAGUCUGGGUUUGGACUCUGGGUUUGGAGUCUGAGUUUGGAGUCUGGGUUUGGAGUCUGGGUUUGGAGUCUGGGUUUGGAGUCAGAGUUUGGAGUCUGGGUUUGGAGUCAGAGUUUGGACUCUGGGUUUGGAGUCUGGGUUUGGAGUCUGAGUUUGGAGUCUGGGUUUGGACUCUGGGUUUGGAGUCUGAGUUUGGAGUCUGGGUUUGGAGUCUGGGUUUGGAGUCUGGGUUUGGAGUAUGCGUAUGCUAUCGUGGUUGUGCUGCCGUACAGCUCUCCCACAUGCGUUCAGGUCCUGCUGCUCAAUGUCCAACGUUUGUUACCGCACCGCUUUGUUACCUUACAAAUUUCACCCUGGUCACCUUCAGUUAUAAUGAACACAAAUUCAGACUCUUCUGCAGUCUCACUGGUAGGCCUCGGCAAGGUAAAGUAAUUUACCCUUUUUACAGGGUAAAAGGGUAAAGGUAAAGGGUAAAGGUGUCGACAUGCCAAGGGGUAAGGUAACGGGUAGGGUUAAGGUAGCUCGAAAGAAUUACCCAGUAGGGUAAAGGUCGCGCGAAGUAUUACCCGGUAAACACCGUAUUUUCCUGCAUAGACAGUGAGGGAAAAAAGUAUUUGAUCCCCUGCUGAUUUUGUACGUUUGCCCACUGACAAAGAAAUGAUCAGUCUAUCAUUUUAAUGGUAGGUUUAUUUGA
Messenger RNA from Petromyzon marinus (sea lamprey), 5346 nucleotides. RefSeq lists its product as uncharacterized. The record is from RefSeq and is a predicted model, not a curated record. Lineage: Eukaryota; Metazoa; Chordata; Hyperoartia; Petromyzontiformes; Petromyzontidae.